This is a messenger RNA of Schizosaccharomyces japonicus yFS275, 4687 nucleotides long. RefSeq names its product cleavage factor one Cft1. Gene Ontology annotation, molecular function: nucleic acid binding. Gene Ontology annotation, cellular component: mRNA cleavage and polyadenylation specificity factor complex; nucleus. The record is from RefSeq and is a predicted model, not a curated record. Lineage: Eukaryota; Fungi; Ascomycota; Schizosaccharomycetes; Schizosaccharomycetales; Schizosaccharomycetaceae. Bases 74 to 4369 code for a protein of 1431 amino acids. The transcript has a single exon.
UCCACACCACGGCCCUUAGGAACUUCUUUCCUUUACCAGCAACGUUGGCUGCUCUUGUCGAUGAAUUGAGCCUAUGUCGACGAUUUUUCAAAACCUAACAGAUGCUACAGCGGUUAAACAUGUUGUCCGAGGUCAAUUUACGUCGGCAACGACAAAUAAUUUGAUUGUCGCGAAAGAUGACUUCCUCCAGGUUUUCGACAUCGUUCGCGUUCAACGCGAUUCCGACGAUGUUGAAGACGCGUUUGGCUCUUCUAUGAACUUGAGAAUGGAGGAAAACGAUGCUUUUAUGGAAACAAACAUGCAGCUGAUUCGUACUCAUGAACACACUGUUUACACUCUUAGACUCGUUUAUCAGACGCGUGUUUUUGGCACUAUAAAAGACCUCGCCGUUGUUAAACCAAAAUUAGGAGGAUUCACAACAGACCUGCUGGUCUUGUUGACUAACUAUGCGAAAGUCUCCAUUCUUGUGUGGGAUUCGUUAACACAACAACUGUCGACAGUUAGUAUGCAUUACUAUGAGUCUGUUGUUCCUCCAAAACCUAUUGCUGAAGAAACGCCAGCACAGUUAAUUGUGGAUCCAGAAUCGACGUGUUGUGUACUUCGCUUCUACGGUGACAUGAUGGCUAUUAUUCCUUUCAGAAAACCAGAAGAUUUAGAAAUGGAGGACGCUAAUGCCCAAUCAGAGAAGCCAGUUGAUGUACAGUGUGUCUAUCUCCCAUCAUUUGUGCUGACAGCCUCCCAAUUGGAUUAUUCCAUUGCCCGCGUGCUUGAUUCCAAAUUUUUGGAAGGCUACCGGGAAGCGACUCUCGCUUUGCUUUACUGCCCCGAACAAACAAGCACUGUCUUUCUUCCAGUUCGUAAGGACACUGUUAGUCUUGCUGUUAUUACACUCGACAUUGAACAGCGUGCAAGCGCUGUUAUUACAAGCAUUCACAACCUUCCCUAUGAUAUUUACUGUAUACUUCCUGUUCCGGCCCCCCUUGGUGGCUCUUUGCUUCUUGGUGGUAAUGAAAUCAUUUAUGUUGAUUCUGCCGGAUCGACUGUAGGCAUAGCUGUGAACCCAUUUUAUCGUAAUGCGACGAACUUCCAACUGGAAGAUCGUUCCUCUUUUCAACUUGAGCUUGAAGGAACCAUUGGCGUGCCACUUUCGAGUCCCCGGACGGAAUCAGUGUCAGUGUUGUUAAUUCAUCCUACAGGUCAACUGUUUUACCUGGAUUUCCUCAUGGAUGGAAAAAACGUUAAAAAUUUGGACUUGCAUCCCGCUUCAGAUGAGCUUAACAAUGCACUGCUACAAAGCGGUGUUACUUGUGCUCUCCCUGUCGCGGAUCAUGAGCUCUUCCUGGGUAGCCAGACUGGUGACAGUUAUCUUGUCCAAUGGUCCCGGCGCUCUAUAAACAAUCAAACACAAGAAGAAGGUACUCUAACGUACAAGGAUGAAGAAAACGAUGCCGACGAAGAAGUGGACGAGUUAGAUGAUAUUUACGACACGGGUUCUAAAGAAAAAGCAAAACGAAACAAGUUUGUUGAACUUGGACCUUUACGUCUAGAGGUUCAUGACGUGCUGUCUAAUGUCGGCCCCAUCAUUGAAUUUUGUACCGGAAAAGCUGGCUCUCUUGCAUACUUUCCUCAAGACAAUCAUGGUCCAUUGGAAGUGACUUGCGUUACAGGCACUGGAAAAAGUGGCUCUCUCGUCGUUUUCCGUCGAAGUAUCUCGCCUGUUGUCGAAGGAAAGUUUAACUUUGAAGGUUGUCAAUCGCUGUGGACCAUCCACGUUACAGGCCGUUUAAAAAAUCCACGUUCUCAUGGAUCAGAACGAUAUUUGGAUGACGAGUAUGACACUUAUCUUGUUGUCUCAAAAGAAAAAGAAAGUUUCGUGUUUACUGCAGGGGAAACUUUUGACGAAGUUGAAGACUCCGACUUCAACACAAAAGGAAGCACAAUUAAUGUUGGCGGAUUGCUUGGAGGAAUGCGAAUUGUGCAAAUAUGUACCACCAGUUUGCGUGUUUAUGACCCUAAUAUCCAUCUUGUUCAACGCAUUAACUUAGGCAAAAAGCAGAACGUUGUAGCAGCAAGCGUUUGUGAUCCAUAUGUUGUGCUGGUGCUGUUGGGCGGUCGUAUUCUGCUUUACAGCAUGGAUGCUGAAACUCAACGCCUUAUAAAAAUGGACUUACAUAAACAAUUAAAGAACGUUAAAGCUGCGUCCUUGUAUUCAACAAAUGACCCUGUUAUGCAAGAGCUCUUUUCCGAGCUGGAUCUUGGUCGUAACAACAGCUCUCCAGGGAAAUCUGAUAUUCAAAUGGAUGGUGUGGACACGCAACCUGACCGACCAAGCAUGCCAGCAGGAAACCAAGUUACUGAAACAAACGUUAGUACACUUGAUGAACAAUCGUUUGCCGCUCACUUCGUUCUGUUUGUCCUUCAUGAUGACGGACGUUUAAAGGUGCUUCAUCUUCCCACAUAUUCCUGUGUACUUGAAUGUGAUGUAUUUGACUUACCCACAGUUUUGUACGAUGGAUUGAGUUCCGAACGGGUAACUGAAAUGCAUGAGUCAAGUCAGGAGCUUGUUGAAGUUUUGGCUACGGAUUUGGGUGACGAAGCAAAAGAAGCGCACUUGCUCAUUCGUUCUCGAAUGAAUGAGAUUACGGUGUAUAAGCCAUUUGUUUGUAGCAAUCCCGUUACUCAUAAAACCGAAUUACGAUUCUCAAAGAUUCCACAGGAGGGAAUGACAAGAGAAUCAACUGAGUGUUCUCUUCAAGAUCUCGUCGCUGAGACUGAACAAGAGAAUGCCCCAAAAGAUGCUAGCGAGCAGAAACCCCAAAAAUCGAGUUCUACGGUUGACAAACCCCGUAUGGUUGCACUUCAACGCAUUGGCAACCACUCGGCGGUUUUCAUCACUGGCGCGAAACCAUUCUUUUUACUCAAAACUGCGCACUCUGUUGCAAAGUUUCAUCCUUUGCUUUCAGAGUGCCGCAUUCUAUCACUUGCUUCAUUUCAUACGGAGCAUGCACCAAAAGGUUACAUCUUUGUUGAUGAAAACUACGACAUCAACAUUUGUCGGUUUCAAGAUGAUAUAAAUUAUGAUCAUCGCUGGGGCUAUAAAAAGGUUAAUGUUGGGCGGUCUGUUCAUGGCAUUGCUUACCAUCCUACGAAAAUGGUUUACGCCAUUGCUACUUCCACAUUAACACCGUACGAGGUUACUGACGAAGAAGGCAAUGUCGUAUACCCUCUUAAAAAUGAAGGUGAGUACUUGCCUCGUACCAACUCCGGCAUGCUGGAAUUGGUAUCGCCGUUAACAUGGACUGUCAUCGACCGGUACAAGUUCUUGGAUUAUGAGAUACCCUUGUGCGUUCGGUUGGUCAACCUCGAAAUUUCAGACGUCACAAAAUUACGGAAACCCUUUAUCGCGGUUGGUACAUCUAUCACCAAGGGUGAGGAUAUUGCUGUAAGAGGCUCAACGUAUCUGUUUGAAAUCAUUGAUGUUGUCCCACAACCCGGACAUCCUGAAACAAGGCAUAAAUUAAAAUUGGUCACGCGUGAAGAAAUUAAAGGUACAGUUGCUGUUGUCUCUGAGAUUAAUGGUUACUUGCUUAGUGGCCAAGGUCAAAAGGUUAUCGUUCGUGCACUGGAAGAUGAAGAUCAUUUAGUUGGCGUCGCAUUCAUUGAUCUCGGCAGUUACACUGUCGUUGCAAAAAGCCUCAGAAACCUUCUCAUUUUCGGUGAUAUUCGACAAAGCAUAUCAUUUGUUGGUUUUGCAGAAGAACCUUAUCGGAUGACUUUAUUCGCUAAGGGACAAGAUCCACUUUCAGUCUCGUCUGCUGAUUUUCUGGUCCAAGGUCAGAGUUUAUAUUUUGCCGUUGCUGAUAUGCGAGGAAACCUUCGAAUCCUUGCUUAUGACCCGGAAAAUCCAGAGUCGCAUUCUGGUGAGCGACUGGUCACUCGUGGUGAUAUUCACGUUGGACAUAUAAUUACCGCUAUCCAUUUGGUACCCAAAAUGAAAAAAGAUCGGCCGGGUGAAGUUGAUUACGAUGAAGGCGAUGAGUUUGCCUGCAUUACCACAAAUUCAGAUGGCAGCCUUCAAGCACUAUGCCCCAUUUCUGAACGUGUCUAUCGGAGGCUUAACAUUAUUCAAAAUUAUCUGGCUAAUCGGAUUGAAACUGUUGGCGGUCUGAACCCCCGAUCCUACCGUCUCAUCAACACUGUUUCCUCACUAAAUAAUGCUACGCAUCGGAUUCUUGAUGGUGGUUUGAUUGAGCACUUUUCAUAUAUGUCAGUUGCUCACCGACAAGAAAUGGCGUACAAGUGUGGUGUGCCUAUAUCUACGAUUAUGAACGACCUUGUUGAACUGGAUGAAGCCUUAAAUUAUAUGUAAGGCAAUUGAAGUCGCCAUUUUUGGUGCUACAAAUUUUGAUAUCCGCUACACAUUCUUUUUCAAUGAAGACUGUAUGUAUCUUUUACAACUACUACGCAUGCGAGACGCUGUUUUACAAUUUUAUUAUGAUAUAUAUCAUAGAGGAAGAUGGCAACGGUGGUGUCAAGAUAGGACACGCGUGGUUCGUACCAUUCUCACCGUGUUCGAAUGAGAAAAAAAGACGCAACGGAACUAUAAUUCCAAGUCAAGCAGCGUUUAGUAAUCGAUCAUUCUUAAUGAGUACACCAACGUAAUAUAGUGAGGUCUAAGGAGAUAUAG